AUCAUUUAAACUCACUGACGCAUGGUGCUGUCGUCCUCCAUUCAGAAUUCGUUCUUCCGCUAAGAUCCUCUCAAGCAAGAUCUCGUGGUGCCUCGAUCCUUGCUUCAGCCAUCAUCUCUCAUGCAUCAAGCUUGACAACUCCAUAAAACAAACAGUACUAAUAUCCUUUCAUCCUUUCAAAUCAUACAAUCUUAAUAAGGCAAGGCAGAGACACAGCUUGAUUUUUUAGAAUAGGCAUCUACCGGUAGCAUGGGUACCUUUAGCUUUAGCAUUCAAAGCGUAUCAACGUUGCACUUGCUAGCGUUAGCUGGGCUUGCCGUUGUUUCCAACCAUAACUUUCAAGUGUCCGCGUUGAGUGCAAGUACCAGUACUGGUGCUGCUGGUACUCUGUCCUACUUGGAUUCUCUGUCUCGGGUACAAGUGGCUACUACUAGUGGUACUGGUGGUACUGGUGUUGCUCCUGCCAUUACCCCUUCUACCGGUGGCAAGACCAAGAACACCAAGGAGGAGAUUAUUGCCAGUGCCAGUGCCAGUGCCAGUGCCAUUGCUGCAGGCACUAAGGGUAACUCUGCUAAGGCUACCAGUAGUAUUUACAAGGCUAGUACCGGCAGGUAUGAAUUCAAGGCAGCUCCCCGGUUGGACGCCAAAACCAAGAUUCAGAAAGAACGAGAAAGCAAUGAACUCUUGAACAGCAUUGGCUUUGUGGUUUCUACCACUUUGUACGUAGGAAUUCCCUAUGCGCUCUUUGGAAUGCCUUCCGACUUUUUGCUUGACAAGGUGGAACACCAAAUUGGACAGGUCAUUGGUACUGGUACACAAGAAACUAGUAAUUUCAGAGAAUUACUGGUGCAAAAAGGACUUGUCAAUGACAAUGACAGCCGUCCUUCCCAACUGCUCAAGGAAUCCUUUCAAGCAGCAACUGAAUUUGCUAUCAAGAGCACUUGGUCCCCUCAAACCAGCAAGCAACCUCAUCCUCGCAUGGAUACAGAUGCCAUUGUGGGGCGCAUCAUGGCUCCAUCCAAAAGCAACUACCAGUACAUGUACAUGGACCAACCCAAAGUGGCUCAAGUACCAGUGCCAGUAGUGCCAGUGCCAGCAGUACCAGUGCCAGCAGUACCAGUGCCAGUACAAGUUCAGGAAACAGUACAAGAACAACAACCGGCCACCCCGAGUAAAAGUGACAGUGACAGUCCUGUCAUGGCGAUGGAGCAAGUACAAAACGUUCAGGAAACAGAACAGGAACAGGAACAGGAACAAGCAACUGCCACACAAAGUGACAGUUCUGUCGUUGCAAUUCAGGAAGGAGAGGAUGCAGCCAUCUAUCCCUCCACCACUUUGCCAGAACUGGACGCGCCCGUCAAUACUGGCACCGGUACUGGUACUACUGCUAGUAAUGCUAUCAUGGAGCAAGAAACUGCUCCAGUUGCGUGGCAGCAAAGAACUGACUACCAAUCAUACCACUACGACAAUCAUAACCAGUACAAUGACAAUAACCAAGACAAUGACGUUGAAUACCAAGGAACCAAUGCGAAGCAGCAAAGCUUGGCCGAUCAAGAAUAUGGCCAUGACACAAGUCUCUUCUAACCAAGGCAGCUAUAGCCGCGUGCGUUGCUGGAUGGAUUGGUACUACAUUUAGUACAUGGACAAAUUCGAGAAAAAAAGAAGAAAAACGUACAUUUUGCAUGGGUCCUAGUCAAGUCGAGUCAGAGUCGAGUUGAGUCGGCCAUUUUGAAUUUUAAAAGUGACAAAAAGCCGACAAAAGUUUAGCGUACCAGUAACAAUUAGAACAGCAUUUACGUC
Seminavis robusta is the source of this 1800-nucleotide messenger RNA. The record is from the annotation of a GenBank genome assembly. Lineage: Eukaryota; Bacillariophyta; Bacillariophyceae; Naviculales; Naviculaceae.